Messenger RNA from Chroicocephalus ridibundus (black-headed gull), 2217 nucleotides. It is a transcript of the gene TASL, whose product is annotated as TLR adaptor interacting with endolysosomal SLC15A4. Gene Ontology annotation, biological process: regulation of toll-like receptor signaling pathway. The record is from RefSeq and is a predicted model, not a curated record. Bases 188 to 1066 code for a protein of 292 amino acids. Lineage: Eukaryota; Metazoa; Chordata; Aves; Charadriiformes; Laridae. The transcript is spliced from 2 exons.
UCUUUCUAUACUUCUGUGCUAUAGAGAACUAGAAAUAAAACGCAUGUCCUCUUAGAAGUGUAUUUGAAAAGGAAAUACAAACAGAGCAUUGCAUUUUGGGGUAGGACAGACUCAAAGGAAGCUUUAAACUGGUUAGAAGACAACAAAUUUUCUGUACCUGCUGUACCAGCUGCUGUAUGUUUGGAGGAUGCUGUCAGAAGGUUACCUUUACACAAUCGCCUACCUUUGUGAAGACCUGAGCCCUGAGCUCUACAGCAAGAGUUCGGCUGAGGAAAUGGUGUACGAAAUGAGGUCCAUUAAUUAUUCUUCCAUGGACGAAGCACAAGGGAAAAGUCUCCUUCAGAGAUGCAGAUCUGCUGGCAAGUGCAUUUCCUCUGUCUGCUCUAGAGGCAGCAAGCACAGCAGAAGGCAGAAGGAUAAUCUCCUACAGCCUACACAGCAGCCUGUCCCCGCAGGGCAGCCGUCUCCAGCCGUGCAUGUCUGCGAGGGGCUGGCAAGGAAAGACACCUACCUGGUUCCCUCUUCCUGCAAAAGCAUUUGCAAAAACUACAAUGACUUGCACAUAGCCGGGGACUACGUGGUGCCCAUUAGCUCAGUCACGACGGAUUUUACCUGCGACAGCGGCAUAGGCCCCUUCUUGGAGUCCUCGGAGAUUCCUCCCCCCAUGGAGUCCGUGAGGGUCCCUCCCUCCAGCGACAGCAGCCGCAAGCCGGCCCAAGGCUACUCCUCGUGCUGGCGGCUGGCCAGCUUAGUGCCCCACCAGCAGCCCCUCUCCGACUCAGCCCUGAAUGACUACCUCGAGCAGAAGCUGCUGGAACUGUAUAAGCAGUACAUCAUGGACAGCACGGCAAACAGGGCAUCCCCCACUCAGAUCCUGGCCUCAGAGCUUAUCAUGACUAACGUAGAUCAAAUCAGCAUGCAGAUAUCACGGGAGAGGAACAUGGAGACCACCAAGGCCAAAGACAUUGUCAUUAGCCGCUUCUUACAAAUAGCCAGUGAAAGAAUAUCUUCAGAAAUGAGCACACCUAGUCUGCAUAUUUCCCCAUGUAGCCACACUAAUGCGUAGUGUUUGAAUGUCUGCCAUUAGAAAGCUUUUAUGUUCUGCAAAGUCAAGUUUUAGUUUCUUAAGACAUUUUUCUGCCUCAUAAAAAUGCAUUUACCAUCUACCAUUUAAAUGAAACCUUCCAGUACAUAUUAAAUAGGUAAAAAUAUCUGUACUGUGCAGCCUCUAUUGUGGAUCAGAUGAUUUAUUGGCUUUUUCGUGUUUUUUUUUUUUGUCUUUUUAAAGACAUUAAAAAAAUUUUGUGGAAAAUGACUAAGAGCAUACGACAUUCUUCCAGGUGCUCAGGUGUUCGCUUUCUUCCCCGCGUGCUUGACAUAUUUCAACUUUCCUCUGUCUGGAGUCUGCCAUCCUGCCCCUGGGUCUGUGUGAAGCAAAGGCUUACCCCCACGCAAGCACAAGAACAGUGAUGUCAGAGACAAAGAAAUAUGGGCUUUAGGAUGUCAUCUAGUUCAUCCCCCUGCCCCAAAUGGCUUUACUUAUGACAUUCCUCAUGGAAAUUUUUGUAAUUUGUUCUGUAAGAUAUCAAGUGAUAGACAUUUAUGCUUUCUUCCAUACUAACCUUAAAUAUUUAAUUGCUGUCUUCCUGUUUGAAAGUUACCAUCCCUUUUUGCGAAGCAAAAGCUGUUUCCAAACAGGCUCCAUCGGUAGGAGCGUGCGUGUGUUCCUGUGUGUUUUGCACUGAACUGAACUAUUCCAAUGGACGCUGGUGACCUGGGAUGACAGACAGACACCACCUCUGCCAGCUGCUUACAGACCUGCAGCUGUGAAGUGGUCGUGCAGGGCCAGUGAUGAUAAUAAAGAGGGAAGAGGAAGAAAAAUUCACCUUUGUUAAGAGAGCUGCACAUUGAAAAAUAAAGGCUCAUCCAAAGCCCAUUUGAUUAAUGCGAACAGUGCCUUUAAACGCAGAAGGAAAGCUGAAGCGGAUCGCUCAGCAGCAUGGCUAACCAUGUCUUUUUGUUGGGAUCGUUGCUGUGUAUCAUAGGUCAAGGUCGUUUGAACCUGAUGUAUUUCUAAUAGGAAGGUCCUUUUUUGUAAAAUUUCACUAAGUCUUAACAAAGAAGAAAUUAAAAAAAAAAAAACAAACAAAAAAGAGCUGCCUUGUGCCAAGGAUGGGUACCUACUUUGAGUCUGUACAAUGUGUAAUAUAUUGUCAA